Messenger RNA from Peromyscus leucopus (white-footed mouse), 2208 nucleotides. Its product is annotated as zinc finger protein 433-like. The annotation marks the transcript as partial. The record is from RefSeq and is a predicted model, not a curated record. Lineage: Eukaryota; Metazoa; Chordata; Mammalia; Rodentia; Cricetidae. Gene Ontology annotation, biological process: regulation of transcription by RNA polymerase II. The transcript has a single exon. Gene Ontology annotation, molecular function: DNA-binding transcription factor activity; RNA polymerase II cis-regulatory region sequence-specific DNA binding.
UGUGGUAAAGCCUUUGCACGACACAGUGCUCUUCAAUUGCAUGAAAGAACACAUACAGGAGAAAAACCCUAUGAAUGCAAGCAAUGUGGUAAAGCUUUUGUACAGCCCACUCAUCUUGAAGUACAUAAAAGAACACAUACUGGAGAGAAACCCUAUGAAUGUAAUCAAUGUGGUAAAGCCUUUACACAGCCCCACAAUCUUCAAGUACAUAAAAGGACACAUACUGGAGAGAAACCCUAUGAAUGUAAUCAGUGUGGUAAAGCCUUUGCUCAAAACAAUACUCUUCAAAAGCAUAAAAGAACACAUACUGGAGAGAAACCCUAUGAAUGUAAUCAGUGUGGUAAAACCUUUGCACAGUCCAGUCAUCUUCAAGUACAUAAAAGAACACAUACUGGAGAGAAACCCUAUGAAUGUAAUCAGUGUGGUAAAGCCUUUUCAAGACACAGUGAUCUUCAAUUGCAUGAAAGAACACACACAGGAGAAAAACCCUAUGAAUGUAAACAAUGUGGUAAAGCUUUUGUACAGCCCAGUCAUCUUGAAGUACAUAAAAGAACACAUACUGGAGAGAAACCCUAUGAAUGUAAUCAAUGUGGUAAAGCCUUCACACUACCCCACAAUCUUCAAGUACAUAAAAGGACACAUACUGGAGAGAAACCCUAUGAAUGUAUUCAGUGUGGGAAAGCCUUUGCUUGUCGUAGUGUUCUUCAAUUGCAUGAAAGAACACAUACUGGAGAGAAACCGUAUGAAUGUAAUCAGUGUGGUAAAGCCUUUGCUCAAAACAAUACUCUUCAAAAGCAUAAAAGAACACAUACUGGAGAGAAACCCUAUGAAUGUAAUCAGUGUGGUAAAACCUUUGCACAGUCCAGUCAUCUUCAAGUACAUAAAAGAACACAUACUGGAAAGAAACCCUAUGAAUGUAAUCAGUGUGGUAAAGCCUUUUCUCAUCACAAUCGUCUUCAGUUCCAUGAAAGAAAACAUAUGGGAGAAUAGCCCUAUGAAUGAAAACAAUGUGGUAAAGCUUUUGCAUGUCAUAGUGAUCUUCAAAAGUAUAAAAGAACACAAACUGGGGAGAAACCUUAUGAAUUUAAUCAAUGUGAUAGAGCCUUUUGCACAGCCCCAUAAUCUUCAAGUACAUAGAAGAACACAUACAGGAGAGAUACCCUAUGAAUGUAAUCAGUGUGGUAAAGCCUUUGCUCAAAAUUGUGUUCUUCAAAGGCAUGAAAGAACACAUACUGGAGAGAAACCCUAUGAAUGUAAUCAGUGUGGGAAAGCCUUUGUUCGUCUGAGUGCUUCUCAAUUGCAUGAAAGAAUAUAUAACUGAGGGAAACCCUAUGAAUAUAAACUGUGGUAAUGCCCUUGCACAGCCCAGUCAUCUUCAAGUGUAUUAAAGAACACAUAUUGGAGAGAAAUCCUAUGAAUAUAAUCAAUGUGGUAAUGCCUAGUCACAACACAUAACAACCCUGUAACUGUAAAUUUUUUAGUGUGUAAUUGGUCUCUAAAAGCCUUUGAAUAUAACAUUAGACUUUGAGGAUCUGAAAAGAACUCAUACAAAAGUAAAUAAAUCUGAAUAUAUAUGAAUUGGUAUGAUCAUCAGCCAACAUACUUACAUUCAAUUACACAAAAGUAAUUAUUUUGAAAAAAAAAUUAUAAUGUGUCAAUAAUAUGUUCAAGCAUUAUAAUAUCUCCUUUUAUUUUGUUUACACCUGUCAAAUAAUAUGGACAAAAGAGGGGUUGGGAAUUUAGCUCAGUGGUAGAGUGCUUGCCUAGCAGGCACAAGGCCCUGUGUUCAAUCUUCAGCUCUAAAAAUAAUUAUGGACAAAAGACGUGUAAAUUUAAAUGAUAAUGUGACCUCUUAGAUUUCAUACUUGUCUUCAAAUACAUGAAAUAAUGAAUUCUGGUGUAAAUUUUCAUAGAUGUGUAUCAUUGCUUUUCUGUUGCUUUGAUAAUAGAUCAUAUCUAAGUGAAGUUAGAAAAGGUUUUUAUUUGGCCCUUGGUUCCAGAGUAAUACAUGUGCCCCAUAAAAGUUACAUGGAAACAAGUGUCAGACAUGGCAGCUAAAGCAGGCAGCUAAGAAUUCACCUUCUUGUCCUGCAGCAUAAAGCAAAAAGUGUAAAUUAGAAAUGGUGUGCAGAUGUAAACACUCAGGCCAACCCUCAAGACUGAAUUAUUUGGGCAGGGUACAUUUUCUAAAACUUCUCAAAUGAUGUC